This is a messenger RNA of Endocarpon pusillum Z07020, 2361 nucleotides long. RefSeq lists its product as uncharacterized. The transcript has 2 exons. Gene Ontology annotation, biological process: mitotic spindle midzone assembly; microtubule cytoskeleton organization. NCBI's taxonomy places the organism in Eukaryota, Fungi, Ascomycota, Eurotiomycetes, Verrucariales, Verrucariaceae. Gene Ontology annotation, cellular component: cytoplasm; spindle; mitotic spindle midzone. Gene Ontology annotation, molecular function: microtubule binding. The coding region runs from base 1 to 2361 and encodes 786 amino acids. The record is from RefSeq and is a predicted model, not a curated record.
AUGGCGAUGGAUACAAGCUAUUUGACCACUCAGGUGACCACCAUUAUCGGUCAGCUCCAUGGUAUCUUCGAUGAGAUUGGCAUCCCAAAGAAUGAGAGGGAUUCAAAGGAGGCAGAACUCUUCUCAGCUCUAUCAGAUACUUUGCACAAUCAUCUUCGCCAGGUCAAUGCGGAGAAGACUCGCUUGACCGAGGAAGCGGAGCAAAUUAUCACAACGAUAAAGCAGAUGGAAGGCUCACUUGACGACGAAAAGCAGAAUGGUGGAUAUGAUCUCGGAACCACCGGCUUAUGCGUGACAUACCCUCUCAACCAAUGCCUUCGAGAUCUGAAAGAGAAGUACAACACUGUCAGCAGACUACACACAGAGCGAUUUGAGCAAGUCAAGAAACUUGUACAGGCGCUAGAAUCAUACUCUUCACAUCUCGAAUCCUCCUUCAUCAGGAUCAAACUCCCUCCCACAACCUCCAACACCUGUCCGCCGAACUUUGACCUCUCACCCCGGUAUGUCACAACUCUUGAUGAAGAAUUUACCAGGGUAUACGACGAGUACAAUAGGCGUGUACAGAUGGUGCAGAGCACUUCUGAGGAGAUCAUCCGCCUGUACUCAGAUCUUGGCGUCCCUCAAGCGCAGACGGAUUCAGCCAUUGUGAAGCAUUAUCGGGAUUCACCGGAGCAGCUUGGUCUCCAUCAGGCUGAUUUGGAACGACUUCGAAGCAAGUAUGAAAAACUGAUUGAAGAGAAGAGGAGUCGAGAGAAGCGCAUAAAGGAGUUGAAGAGCACCGUAGAGGAGCUCUGGAAUCGACUGGGGGUCGAAGAAUCUGAUCGUCGAGCUUUCUUGGCAUCCAACCGUGGCUGCGGCUUGAGGACGAUCAAUGAAUUCGAGGAUGAACUUUCGCGGCUGAAUGAGCUGAAGAGACAAAACCUACAUUUGUUCGUGGAGGACGCCAGAGUCAGGUUACAAGAGCUGUGGGAUGCACUCUACUUCUCCGAGGAAGAGAUGCUGGAUUUCACGCCUGCCUUCUCCGAUGUGUACAGCGAUGCUCUUUUAUCUGCGCAUGAAGCAGAGAUUGAGAGGCUGCAAGCACUGCAGCAACAGCGUGCUCCUAUCCUUGCUGUCAUCGAGAAGCAUCGCUCGUUGAUCAAUGAUCGAGAAACCCUUGCUGCAUCCGCGAACGACGCUUCAAGACUGAUGGGUAGAGGGACAAAGGGUGAAAAGAGGGACCCAACAAGACUGCUUCGGGAGGAGAAGAUGCGCAAGCGAAUUGCAAAGGAGCUUCCCAAAGUGACUGCGGAACUGCAGAGGACACUUGAGAAUUACGAAGAUGAAUAUGGAAGACCAUUUCUCGUGCAUGGUGAGCGAUACCUCGACGAACUCGCUGCCGCGGAGGCUAAAGCACCACCUCCACGAUGCAAAACUCCAAAUGGUCUCCCACCGCGAUCGAAGACUCCUUCUAUCCCGUCUGCUCCCCCAAGCCGAGCGAUCAGCACCAUCCCUAGCAACAGCACAGCAAAAAGCAGAAGCCUACACGCAUCCCAAUCCACCAAGACUCCGACCAGUGUUUCUGGUGCUGCAAACACAUUACGCCGUAACGCUUUUGCCUCGAGUACACAAUCGGCUUCCUCCACUGUCAGGUCUCCCUCUAAGAUACCUGCCAGAGCACCACUAAGCAAUCUUCAACAUGGUGGAAACUCCCCCGAACGACAGACCAAUAUACCUCAAUAUCCGGGAGGCGGAAAUCGUGCUCAACAGGGAACAGGGACCUUGGGCAGAAUGGGUCCGCCACGAGUCCCACCCCCAAGGAUGCGUGAACUAAGGGCAGAAGAGUCACCUGCUCACGGAUAUGGCCAUGCACCGCCAGCGAGACCAGGGAGCGUUCAGUCCAAUUCUACAUCAGGAUCCAGCAAUCAUAAUGGUGGUUUGGUACGACCAAUGAGCCCUGAGGAUGUCUACGAUGACAGAGAACGCAUGUCGUACAUGUCAGCUUCAAUGUCCAGUCGUGAUCGAGGCAUGAUGGGACAUCCCGAAGACUUCCAGUCCUCAGUGAUCAGACAUGGUGGCGGUCAUCUAGUGCACAAAGUCUCUCCGCCUAUUAGUAGACAGAUCUCCGAAACCUCAUCGAACCUGACAACAGGCACGACUGCGAGUGGAAGUGAAAACUGGGAGACGUACUCAGAUGCUUCCCAGAUCGAACCCGAGACGGAUGCUCAAGAUGUGUAUUAUGCAAAGGUUAGAGCUAUGAAUCCGAUUAAGAGACCGGGCGACGGAUACGGAAUGAUGGCACCACCACCACCAAAGAUGAGGAUGGUCAACCAAGUAUCCACAGUGGAGCAUAGAGGAGAACGGGCAGUUGGAGUUGACUGA